This is a messenger RNA of Coregonus sp. 'balchen', 9157 nucleotides long. NCBI's taxonomy places the organism in Eukaryota, Metazoa, Chordata, Actinopteri, Salmoniformes, Salmonidae. The record is from the annotation of a GenBank genome assembly.
AUGGCCUGGAUCAAAAUCAAAUGCCUAGAGUCCAAGAGUCAGAAAAAUCACCAACCAACCAGAAAACUACUUUGGCUCUAGCUUCUCAUAAUAUUUUUUCUUGCUGUUGCUGCUAGCUUUCCAGUCGAUUGCCAUUCCUCCUAGUUUCAGCUCUGUUGUUGUUUUUUCUCUCUUCCAGAGGAGGAACGUCCACCUGCUGUUGAGUGUGUUGGUGUUGGCUGCCUGGGGGGCUGUUCUGCUGGCCUGCCGCCUUUACUGGAUGGGUAACAAACCACCCAACUUCUCCAACUCAGACAACCCAGCUGGGGACUCCCCGUCCCUUCUCACCCGAGUGCUCACCUUCCUCUACCUGCCUGCCGUCAACAUGUGGCUCCUCCUCUGCCCGGACACGCUGAGCUUCGAUUGGUCCAUGGACGCCCUGCCUCUGAUCAGAGGCAUUGUCGAUUGGAGGAACCUUCAUACCGUGGCCUUCUAUGUGGGACUGCUCCUCCUGGCUUGGUUUGGGCUUUGCACCCGCCAGGUCAAGGGCAAGGAGACCAAUGGAAAAGCCCAUCAUGUAACAAACGGGAACGGGAGGUCCAACACCAAUGGACACAGCUAUCACCACCCUGACGUCCCCGACCAAACAAACUCUGAAACAGAGCCUCACCCUGCUGGUGCACAAAACGGUACCAAAAAGCAUUACGUCACGAGGACUCGACUGCCCACCACUGAGAAUGUAGUGGUGUUCUCCUUGGGCCUACUGGCCAUCCCUUUCCUCCCUGCCACCAACCUGUUCUUCUACGUGGGCUUUGUGAUAGCAGAGAGGGUACUGUACAUCCCCAGUAUGGGCUUCUGUCUGCUGCUGGCAGUGGGGCUGAGGUCCCUGUACGUGCGGCUGAGGCGGAGGUCCUCCAGGACUGUGUUGGUGUACUGUAGCGCCGCCAUGGUCCUUCUGUUUGGGGUCAAAACGGUGCUGAGGAACCAGGACUGGCAGAACGAGGAGAUGCUCUACAAGUCAGGAAUAUACGUGAAUCCUGCUAAAGGUAAUACACACAGACAAACAUACACACACACUUUAACAUUCUCACAUAAUAUAUUCACAGGUGGACUCUAUAUGACCUAAAGUAACAUCACGUUAAGUGAUAGCUACUCCCUGUUAAUGUGGGAGUGAAAGAAAGGGUGAAUUUUAAAAUGUACUCUGAGAUGUGAGCAUGAGUGUUCAGAGCUGCCUGUUAAAUUGUUUCCAGUAUAUCAUGGCUAAAGGACCUUUCAACACAAAGCCUCCAUUGUAAACCUACUAAAUCCCCCACUAUGGCAGACUAGAGUCUCUCUCCUUCUUACUUUUGGAGGACAUCUUCACUGACAUCCCUGCUUGAUUGGCAAUGAGGGGAAACAACAAUACUAGAAUGUUCAAACAUUCAAAUGUAGGGUCACGAUCAUCCAAAGAGUACUGAAUAGCUAGUAGUGUUACUCCUGAGAUAGUGAGCCCGGGCUAGGGACAGAGGUAACGGCAGGACAUGUUGUGUUAGCUAAUUUCCCUGUCAUAUUCUGCGGCAGAGCUGAUACAUGACAGCUGUUUAUCCUGGCAACGCAACUCAGAGCAGCAGCUACGUUUCUUCCCUGGCUCACUGUCCUCAUCCGAUGUGUGAUGAGACGCAAUGGGUCGAGUCUGAAAUAGUGACACACUCCGUUAAGCAUUGAGAAUAAGUUAUGUGAGAAAACACAGUAAAAGAGACGGAACAAAUUCACAUGGCAAGGUUUCUGUUGUAGUAUAUUCCCUUUAAAAGGUCUUAUUGUAUUUACAGUCACAUUUUAAAGUUAUUGACUUCUUUCUUCCUCUGCUCGGAUUUCCUAUUAUUGUUUUUGAGACUUUUGGGAUAUCUCUCUCAGACGCCUUAACUAAUAAAUAAAUGCAUAGCUCAAAGGAGCCUUUGGCAUAACUGAGCACUUGAUACAGUUUUUAUGAAAUGUAACCCGGGCAACCUGAAUGACUCACUAUUUGUCUUUCCCAUCAGGAGAGCAAGAAGAAACAGUGUCUAAGGGGCAGAUUGUUCACUGUAAUUCCUGUUCAUAGUUCUCUUACUGUGUACCCUGGCCUUCAGCGGUAUACAGACCGAGUUAAAUAGUGCAUAAGUGCAUACAUAAGCCCAUAUGUAUACAUGAUGGAUCCCAACUGUCCAUACUUAGCUACAGUAUUGAUUUAGUUGUCAAACAAAAAUAUUGAAGAGAAACACUAUUCAGUCGAUUUGGUUGUCAAGCCACAUUAUAUAUACAAAUGUAUGUGGACACCCCUUCAAAUUAGUGGAUUUGGCUAUUUCAGCCACACCCGUUGCUGACAGGUAUAUAAAAUCGAGCUCACAGCCAUACAGUCUCCAUAGACAAACAUUGGCAGUACAAUGGUCUUACUGAAGAGCUCAGUGACUGUCAAAGUGCCACCGUCAUAGGAUGCCGCCUUUCCAACAAGUCUGUUGUUCAAAUGUUCUGCCCUGCUAGAGCUGCCCUGGUCAACUGUAAGUGUUGUUAUUGUGAAGUGGAAACGUCUAGGAGCAACAACGGCUCAGCCGCGAGGUGGUAGACCACACAAGCUCACAGAACGGGACCGCCGAGUUCUGAAGCACGUAUCACAUAAAAAUCAUCUGUCCUUGGUUGCAACACUCACUACCGAGUUUCAAACUGCCUCUGGAAGCAACGUCAGCACAAGAACUGUUCGUCGGGAGCUUCAUGAAAUGGGUUUCCAUGACCGAGCAGCCGCACACAAGCCUAAGAUCACCAUGCGCAAUGCCAAGCAUCUGCUGGAGUGGUGUAAAGCUCGUCAACAUUGGACUUUGGAGCAGUGGAAAUGUGUUCUCUGGAGUGAUGAAUCACUCUUCACUAUCUGGCAGUCCGACAGACGAAUCUGGGUUUGCGGAUGCCAGGAGAACGCUACCUGCCCCAAUGCAUAGUGCCAACUAUAAAGUUUGGUGGAGGAGGAAUAAUGGUCUGGGACUGUUUUUCAUGGUUAGGGCUUGGCCCCUUAGUUCCAGUGAAGGGAAAUCUUAACGCUACAGCAUACAUUCUAGACAAUUCUGUGCUUCCAACUUUGUGGCAACAGUUUGGGGAAAGCCCUUUCCUGUUUCAGCAUGACAAUGCCCCCAUGCACAAAGCGAGGUCCAUACAGAAAUGGUUUGUCGAGAUCGGUGUGGAAGAACUUGACUGGCCUGCACCUCAACCCCAUCGAACACCUUUGGGAUGAAUUGGAUGCCGACUGUGAGCAAGGCCUAAUCACCCAACAUCAGUGCCCGACCUCACUAAUGCUCUUGUGGCUGAAUGGAAGCAAGUCCCCUCACCAAUGUUCCAACAUCUAGUGGAAAGCCUUCCCUGAAGAGUGGAGGCUGUUAUAACAGCAAAGGGGGGACCAACUCCAUAUUCAUGUCCAUGAUUUUCGAAUGAGAUGUUCGAUGAGCAGGUGUCCACAUACUUUUGGUCAUGUAGUGUAUGUGCAUUUUCUUCUAUAUAUGAGGUAAAGCAGUACUCAAUAUAAAUGUAUUUUUCAUAGGAAAAUACAAAUACCACUUGACAACAGAAAAUUAGCUACCAUACCUACUCCAUUCACACCGCUGAGAUUGAUUGCACCAUUUUCCUGUCUACCAGAUUAAUUCCUUAAAUUUUCACUCUAUAUUAAUAUACUAUAGAGCAGUCGUAGGGAGCUGUUGUUUUAUUCCUUUUCUAUUAGGAAAUAAUUGGCCUCUUUGACACACUGACUCCGUGGGGCAUCUUUCUUUCCUUAGUCUCUGGGCCCAGUAGCUCAGUACCAGCUGUAGAUAUGCCCUCUGUCCCAGCCUGCACAAUGCCCUCUGAUGAGUGUAAAAACCAGCCUGGUCCCUGAUCAGUUUGUGCUGUCUUUUGACAUUUGACGUGACGUGGCAAGACAAUAAAUACAGAUCAGGGACCAGGCUUUAUUUAUAUAGCACAUUUCAGACAUGAAUGCAACGCAAUGCGCUUCACAGGAAAAAACGAAUAAAAAACUAUGAAAUAUUUACUACACAACAAACAACAUAAGAGCAUAUAAACCAAAGAAUAACAAUAAAAACUGAAAGACUAAAAAAGCACCCUAAGGAAAAGCAAAGCUAUAAAGGUGUGCUUUAAGAUCUCUUUUAAAUAUGUCCACAGUUUCGGCCCCCUCAGGUUCUCUGGCAGGCUAUUCCAGAGGCACCAGGGCAUAGUAACUAAAGGCUGCCUAUCCAUGCCUCUUGGUCCUAGGCUUUGGGAUAGUUAAAAGGCCAGUGCCAGAGGUCAGUACCCGUGCUUGGUCAGUACCCGUGCUGCAGCAUUCUGAAUGUUUUGCAGUUGACCAAUGGCUUUCUUGGGUAGACCAGACAGGAGAGCAUUACAGUGGUCAAGCCUGCUUGUAAUAAAAGCAUGGAUGAGUCUCUCUGUAUCAGCCUGAGAGAGAAACGGCCACACCUUGGCAAUGUUCCUCAGGUGGUAAAAAGCUAUUUUGGUCACAUUCUUAAUGUGUGAUUCGAAAUUGAGUUCAGAAUCUAAAAUGACACCUAGGUUUUUUAGCUGGUGUUUUAUCUUUAUUAAAAUGUGCAGCCAGAUUCUUUCUCUGUGCUUUGGCUCCAAUAAUAAGUACCUCGGUCUUGUCUUGAUUUAGCUGGAGGAAGUUGUGAGCCAUCCAAGUAUUUAAAUCACUAAAACAGUCUAAUAAUUUAUCUGUGGAGCUAAAAUUCUCUGGUGACACAGAAAUGUAAAGUUGUGUAUCGUCUGCGUAGCAGUGAAAACCACUGCUGUGCUUUCUGAUAAUGCUGCCAAGGGGUAACAUAUAUAAACUGAACAGUACUGGACCCAAAAUUGAACCUUGUGGAACACCACAAGUGAUAUCUAUUUUCUCUGAGUUAUGUUCACCAACGGUGACAAAAAAACUUGACCGGUUAAAGAAAUAUUGAAACCAAUUUAGAACUGGACUGGAGAGGCCAAUCCACCUCUCCAGUCUGUCCAGAAGGACAUCAUGGUCAACAGUGUCGAUUGCAGCACUUAAAUCCAAGAGUACAAGGACAGAGAGCUGUUUGGCAUCUGUGUUGGCUCUAAGAUCAUUUAUCACUUUAACUAAGGUUGUCUCUGUGCAGUGCUGGGACUGAAAGCCAGAUUUGAAUGUUUAAAAAAAUACAGUUGGCACCAAAAAUCUUUUUGCUGUUUGAAAACCAAUUUCUCCAGAAUUUUCCUUAAGGUUGGAUAUUGGCCAAAAAUGUCUAAGAGCUGAAGAAUCUAGAUUACCUUUAUUUAGAAGACGUUUCACCAUAGAAGUUUUCAGGACAGUGAGGAAAGUGCCUGUGAACAGGGAGUGAUUAACAAUAGCUUGAACCUCUUCAGAUAUGCAAUAGGGCGGCAGGUAGCUUAGUGGUUAAGAGCGUUGUGCCAGUAACCGAAAGGUCUCUGGUUCUAAUCCCCGAGCCGACUAGGUGAAAAAUCUGUCGAUGUGCCCUUGAGCAAGGCACUUAACCCUAAUUGCUCCUGUAAGUCUCUCUGGAUAAGAGCGUCUGCUAAAUGACUAAUUAUUAUUAUAAAAACCCAAGACAGAGAUAGUGUGUUCGAAAGAGGCUGGCAGCCAUGUUGAUUGACCCUGUUAACCUUAUUUCCUCCCUCUAUCAGCAUGGGGCAAUCUUGGGAACGUCCUAAAGAACCAGGGCAAGAUGGUGGAGGCGGAGCAGGCAUACAGGAACGCCCUCUACUACCGCAGGAACAUGGCAGACAUGCUGUAUAACCUGUGAGUGUCUAUAUCAAAUCAAAUCAAAUGUAUUUAUAAAGCCCUUUUUACAUCACCAUAGACUCUGUAUGCAUACAUGAGCAUCACUGUCUCCCCUUACACACACACACAAACACGGCUGUCUAUUGAUCAGUGGCCUUCACAGAGAGGAAAUUGUGUUUUGUAUUCCUGCUGUCUCUGUGACAGUAGGUUAUUAAUCAUGCUGUGUCAGCCUGAGGGUAGGACAACAGCCAGCACAGAGCCAAUACUCAACACUAGCCCCAAGGGCUUUAGGUGUUACUCAACAUAACCUUAGGUUAUUUUCCAUGUUUAGAUUGUUUAGAACAGAACUAGAGAUUUGGUACAGUAGCAUUUUAUUUUACAGUACUGUUUCCAAUUAUAUUUAUAUAGUAUUUACUAGGAAACUGUAUUACCUAGUUGUCUUAUGUUAUUCAGUCUUAUUACAUUUACAUUUACAUUUUAGUCAUUUAUCAGACACAUUGGACUUUAAUAGUCACCUCUAUUGAGAUUUGUAGUCGUGAGAGUCCCUAACUUUCUCUGUUACUUCUUUCUCUGUAAUAGCGGUUUGCUGCUACAAGAAAACAACAAGUUCUCUGAGUCGCUCCACUACUAUAAACUGGCCAUUGGGAGCAGGCCAACUCUGGCUUGUAAGUACAGCUCCUCUUUUUGUUGACAAAUUCCAGCUCUCGGUAUAGCACAGUGCCAAUGUCCAGGCAACUGCCAAUGGGGCUGAGGGUGAGGGAGGGCACAGGCAGGCCUGCUACAUUGCUAGAUGAAUGAUUGAACACAACCUGUAGAUUAGCGUUCAAGGACAACAUGCCAACAGAUUAAACGAUUGCAUUAUUUAAUUUAAUAUCAAUCCAGGUCAAAGUCUCUCUCUCUCUCGCUGUCUCUGUCUCUGUCUCUCUCUGUCUCUGUCUAUCUCUGUCUCUCUCUCUCUGUCUCUCUCUGUCUCUCCCUCUCUCUCCUCUCUCUCUCUCUCUCUCUCUCUCUCUCGCUCUCUUGUCUCUUCUCUAUCUCUUCUCUCUCUCUUGUCUUCUCUCUUGUUCUUUCGUCUCUCUCUCUAUUCUCUUCCCUGUUCUGUCUCUUCUCUUCUCUGUCUCUCUCUCUCUUCUCUCUCUUCUCUUCUUCUCAUCUCUCUCAUCUCUCUGUCUCUGUCUCUGUAUUGCUUCUUCUGUCUCUCUUCUCUCUCUCUCUUAUGCUCUCUUCUUCCUCUGUUCUCUUCUUCUUCUUCUUUCUCUCUUCUCUCUUUCUGUCUCUCUCUCUUUUGUCUCUCUCUUUUCUCUGUCUCUGUCUCUCUCUCUUUCAUCUUUCUUCUGUCUAUCGGUCUCUCUCGUGCUCAUCGCUCUCUUCUGUCUCUGCUCUUCUCUCUCUCUCUCUCUCUGCUCUGUCUCUUCUCUUCUCUGUUCUCUUUCUGCUUCUUUUCUCUCUCUUUCUCUUCUCUGUCUCUGUCUCGUCUCGUCUCUGUCUCUGUCUCUGUCUCUCUCUCUCUCUCUCUCUCUCUCUUUGUCUCUCUCUCUCAAUGAUGAUUGUUUUCCUCUCUUACCUUGAGGAAAGUUGCAUGCAUGCUUCCUGCUAGCUCAUUAUCAGCAUCGUUCAGAUGUCAUACUGCCUGGUUAGCAGAAGUCACUAUCACGUGCUCAAUUAUUCCCCAUUGUUUUCCAUAUCAACCGAUGACAGAUAAACAGUGGAGUCCUUGAUUUCCCUUCCUUUGUCACCCAAAGUGUAAUUAAUAAUUAUGAAUAUAAUCAAGAUGAUGAUCAUAGUCCUCAUUCAUUAUGCAAUUAUUCCAUCUAAUACUGGCGAUAGCAAAAUGAAUGAGUUACCUAAAGCGGUGGUCGGUGGUGAUGGAAGUGAAGGAAUGAGAGCAAGUCAGAUAAUAGAUGUCAUUUGUCAAGGUUGUACCAUUAUUCACUGCAUUUAACUGACAGCUGGUACAACUUGGAAUCUGGUCAUUAACGAUUCCAAAAUGGCAGCUCCAUGAUGAUAGAAGAGCUCUAAUGAUAUACAGUUCCAUUCACACUGUUCUCAUAUCCAUUCUCUUUCAGACACACAUCCUUUAUGGAAAUAGUCUUCAGCAACACUCUAGCCAGGGCAAUAUAUGCCAUUUAUUCGUAGAAUGGGAUUGUUGAGUAGAAUUUGGAACUUGACCAGUUCACUUUGGAUGGACAAAGGACAGAGAGAACUGAGGAGAGGGUCUAGGUAGAACAUUAGUGUAGUCUACAUUUCAUCAUGGCAUGCUGAGGCAUACAUACAGUAUUAGUAGAGCCAGUUCGACCCCACAGACUCCCAUUCACAUUCCAUCCCCCCUGAGUCUUGAAGAUGUAUUGGCACCCCAUGGAUGUGGUAGCCAAUUGAUCCACAGUGGCUGGCCAAUUUAUUACGAAAGAAGCUUGAUAAUUACUAGUUUCAGCCCCAUAGAGCCUAAUUACUCUCUGCCUGCAUGUUGAUUGUGUAUUUGAUCUCUCGUUCCCCCCUGCAGCUGCCUACUUGAACACAGGGAUCGUCCCUGAUGAACCAGGGGAGACUGGAUGAAGCCAAGAGGACCUUCCUGACCUGCGCCGAUAUUCCCGAUGAGAACCUGAAAGACCCUCACGCCCACAAGAGCUCCGUUACCAGCUGCCUAUACAAUCUGGGCAAGCUGCUCCAUGAGCAGGGGCAUCAGGAGGUAGGAUAGAGGCGCAAAUGGAGGGCGCACAUACACAUACACACACACUCACAGGGACACACACACCAAACAUACACACAGGAACACACACCAGUGGAGGCUGCUGAGGUGAGGACGGCUCAUAAUAAUGGCUGGAAUGGAAUCAAUGGAAUGGUAUCAAACACAUCAAGCACGUGGUUUCCAUGUGGUUGAUACCAUUCCGUUGACGCCGUUCCAGCCAAUAUUACGAGCCGUCCUCCCCUCAGCAGCCUCCACUGACACACACCAAACAUACACACACAGGUCUAAAAGAGCACAGGGUCUGAGUUGUGGAAACAGUAUGGAACUAACAACAUUAAAAUGUGUGUAUUGUCAGGAGAAAUCUUCCACUACCCACUGGCCUUCUACACUAGUAUACCCACUAAUAGAGCCUAUGGGGAAUCACUGACUGAGAGAGAGGGGCUUUGUGACACUGCGCUAGCGCUCUGAUUGGCCAUGUCACUGAGAUGAUAGAUCCUUUCUCCUUCACCGUCUUAGUGACCCCUGAUUCCACACUGCAGUAGAGAAAUUACUUGUGGCCCCGGCCUGGUUGGGCCCUCGUGCCUAAUGGAUGGUUCCUUUUGUUUUAUUAUCCAUAGGAGGCCCUCUCGGUGUAUAAAGAAGCAGUACAGAAAAUGCCAAGACAAUUUGCACCUCAGAGCCUCUAUAACAUGAUGGGUAAGUGGCAAUUCUCUUUCUCUCGAACAAAACACACAAGCUGUUAUUUUUUUGUGAAAAAAUAA